UUUUGAACAAGUUUAAACCAGUCAGAUUGGGCGCUGAUUCAUCGCCACAAAACCGGCCAGAUUUCGUCCCAGUGGAGCAGAAUCUGGGAAAAUGUCUUUGUUUUGACUUGUCGAUGCGAAAUCAACACGAGUCAUGACAAGAAUGAGUCUUUCCACUCUUUCUUAUAAGAUUUGGUUUAUUAGUGAUUUUACGGCCGGAAAAUGGACAAGGGUAAAAUGGAACCAACGGAAGUUUCCUCGGAUGUUUUAGUUAAAGUGUAUUGUGAAAUUGAGUGGUGUUUUAAUGACUUUGGGGAUAAUAUGUUAAUUAAAAAAAUGAAGUUAUCGGAUGGCACCGAGUCUCCAAUAUUAGAAGAACAAGAGAGUGCCAACUCAGAAAAACCAAAACAACUUGUCAAAUAUGGAGAACUAGUCAUUUUAGGAUACAACGGUUUUCUACCUCAAGGCGAUCGAGGCAGACGACGUAGCAAAUUCGUAUUAUACAAACGGCCGACAGCGAACGGUGUCAAAAGAUCGAAACAUUAUGUUGUUAAAACACCCCAUUCAUCGCAAGCUAUCUUGGACGCAAACCAACAUUCAAUAUCCUACACAUUAUCGCGUAACCAUGCCGUUAUAGUAGAGUACACCCCCGAUGACGAUACCGACAUGUUUCAGAUUGGUCGUUCAUCGGAGGCCCCCAUCGACUUUGUCGUCAUGGAUACCGUCCCUGGUGACAAAACAGGCGAAACCAAGGUGAUGCAAAGCACGAUAUCGCGAUUUGCAUGUCGGAUUUUGUGCGAUAGAAAAAAUCCGAAAAUUGCAAGGAUAUACGCCGCUGGUUUUGACACCUCCAAAAACAUAUUUCUUGGGGAGAAAGCGACAAAAUGGCAAGAAAACGGUCGCGAAAUUGAUGGUUUAACCACCAAUGGUGUGUUGAUUAUGCAUCCAAGAGGGACGUUUUGUGGCGGUGAUGCCAAGUGUAGUUAUUGGUUGGAGACUUCAGUAGGUGGCGGUGUGUUUUCAUUGAGGGAAUCAAGAUCGGCACAACAAAAAGGACAAGUUGUUGAAAAUGAAACGAAUAUUUUAGAAGAUGGAACUUUAAUUGAUUUGUGUGGGGCCACAUUAUUGUGGAGAUCGGCAGAGGGGCUCACAAAAUCACCGAGCAAGCGCGAUUUGGAGCGCGAAAUCGACGAGAUUAACGCAGGGCGCCCCCAGUGCCCCGUCGGCUUGAACACUUUAGUCAUUCCUCGAAAAGUCACACCGAACGAAAAUUUACAACAGCCUUACGUUUAUUUGAAUUGCGGACAUGUUCAAGGUUUGCAUGAUUGGGGCCAAGAUAAGGAUUCGGGGGCGCGAAAAUGCCCCAUUUGUCUCGAGUUGGGGCCGGUGGUUAAGGUUUUCAUGGGGCUCGAGCCGGCGUUUUAUGUCGAUUCGGGGCCCCCGACUUUUGCGUUCAAUCCGUGCGGACAUAUGGCCACUGAAAAGACCGUCAAGUAUUGGGCAAAUGUGGCUAUUCCGCAUGGUACAAAUGGGUUUCAUGCCGUGUGCCCCUUUUGCGCUUCGCCCCUGGCGGGGUCUCCGGGGUACGUCCGCCUAAUUUUCCAAGAUAAUGUGGAUUGAAGGGGGGGAUGUAGAGUAGUCUACCAAAGCUUUAUUUAUAUUUGCUAUUUUAUUUAAUGGUUUUUAGCAGUCUCAAUUAUGUUUAUGGAGUUUCCCCAAAUGUAAUUAAAUUGUAAUUAUUGUAAAUAAUUGCACUUGAAGAUGGGAGUGAGUCGAGAAUUGCAGUUUGUAUCAUAUCAUGAUUUUUAAUUGCGGUUUAUUACAGUGCAAAUGUUAAGACUGGUUAGGAUUUAGCUUAUACUAUGAUAAGUAUUUAAUAUAAAUCGACCUGUUAAUGCAAUUUCAUUCAAAAAACAAACCAUAUUUUUACAUACUUAAUUGACCCAGAUUUUUUCGUGAUAUAAUUUUCUCUGUUAGUCACUUUUUGUAUAUACUAGACGUUAAGUUGCCGUAGUUAACAUUUAAGCUACUAUAGUCCCACGAAAUGAAUUUAUCUGUGCCUGGAUUCACUAAAAAAAAGUUUAAAAAUCAA
Tribolium madens (black flour beetle) is the source of this 2071-nucleotide messenger RNA. RefSeq names its product protein pellino (gene Pli). Gene Ontology annotation, biological process: regulation of Toll signaling pathway; protein polyubiquitination. Bases 202 to 1599 code for a protein of 465 amino acids. The record is from RefSeq and is a predicted model, not a curated record. The transcript is spliced from 8 exons. Gene Ontology annotation, molecular function: protein binding; ubiquitin protein ligase activity. Lineage: Eukaryota; Metazoa; Arthropoda; Insecta; Coleoptera; Tenebrionidae.